Messenger RNA from Coffea arabica (coffee), 627 nucleotides. Its product is annotated as glyoxylase I 4. The record is from RefSeq and is a predicted model, not a curated record. Lineage: Eukaryota; Viridiplantae; Streptophyta; Magnoliopsida; Gentianales; Rubiaceae.
AUGGUUCGAAUUUGUGGUUCAAGCAAGAAAAAAGAUAGAAAACAAAGAAGAGAGAGAGGAAAGAAACGGAGAAAAAAAAACAAAAAUAAUGAUCGUGCCAGUAAAAGGCACGAUGACCCAUUAAGGGCAUUAAACCAGGUACCUAGAUUGUGCAGGAAUGUGAACGAGUCCACUGAUUUCUAUUAAGUUCUAGGAUUUGUAUUGAUUGAAAGACCACAAGCUUUUGAUUUUGACUAUGCAUGGCUUUUCAAUUAUGGGUGGUUAGUUGGGAUCCACUUAGUGGGGGCCAAAGAUGAAGAUAGAUUGCCUGAUGACAAGGAUUAUUUGGACCCCAUGGAUAAUCAUAUCUCCUUCCAGUGUGAGGAUAUGGAGGCAAUGGAGCAGAAGUAGCAGGAUUUCAACAUAAUGUACAUAGAAAGAACAGUUGGAGAUGAAGAAGGAGAAGCUAUUGAUCAGCUAUUUUUCAACGACUCGGAUGGAUUCAUGUUUGAAAUAUGCAAUUUUGAGACUGUGAAGCUUGUUCGUCAACGUUCAAUUGGCAGAAUUAAGCUUCCUUUUGAUCUUCACAACCCACCUUUAGAGUUGGAUAUGGAUGGGAUUAAAACUAGCAAUGUUGCUGUUGCCUGA